GUGUAAUUUAUUUUUGAAUCCAUGUGUCAACGUCGUUGUGCGCCUCCUCAUCCUCGCCACCGCUGUGUAACCGUGCAGAGAUGGAGAAGGCUUGAUGACGGACCUUUGUUGUCCUUGCCUUCCGCAACUGACGGUGGAAUCCAUGGCGACAGCGCCGCCGCCAGGCCCUUGCAAGUGUCUAACGCUGCCGGGCACGAGUCCUUGAGGCGCCACACAUGCCGCGCCCACGAAGGCUGCUCCGUCGGAAUCCGCGACGGCCACGACCGGCCAGUGCGAGCUACCGCCAGCACAGUGAUUCUAGAAUACAUACAACUAUGGGCCAAGACAGUUGCAUCCAAGUACUGCUGGUCUCUAGAUACAUACAACUAUGGGGGGCCGCCAUCAUGUCGCAAACCAACCAAAUGUAAAGUUGCAAGAUCCUUAUGUUGGGAGAAGCAAAGUUGGACCGGUUUAAAAAUGUUCUAUAAUCUUGGCUGUGCUGCACCUUUUCUUAAUCUAAACAUAGGAAUGAUCGCAAAUAGAUACUUGAUAAGUGCUAUGCACCUUUGAUGCAAGGAUGUUCCGUCAAAAUUCUGUUUCCGACAAUAUUUUUAUAACAGUAAGUGACUCAUAUUGUUCCUUCAUUUCUUCUAGAUCCUAUUCAAUUGGAAGAGGUAGUCACUGAGCAGAUUGUAGGGGUUGAGGAUCCUGAAUGCUCUUCAACUUUUAUGAAAUUUUGUACUCACUUAUCACUACUCUUUUUGCCAUGGCAGUUUGGUGGCUGCAGAGGAGUCCCUUUUUUCAGUCCAUUGAAUUCACUGUAAUAUGACGAAAUACCACCAUAGUUUGGUAGUUUGAUUAUUUUCAUGUGUAUCCCUUAAUAUUUAUAGAUGGCAUCUUAAUUGAGAUAUCCGUUCAUCUCCAUGGUUUCUAAAUAACAUGUCAAUAUCCUGUUUGGUUAUUAAUUCAAGAAAAUGAUGUGGUUCUAAAUCUCUGAAUUAUACCUUGCGAUUUAUGCCUUGUUUUUUUUCCUUGUAGAAAAUAUGGCCCUGAUAAGCUUCUCUUGAUUGUUGCAGACACCUGAGGGUUUGCUACAACUGAAGCUGAGAGUUAGCAGCGGCCCUGCCCAGGACCUGGCAAAUCCAGCAGCGGCGGCUCCUAGCCACGGUUCUCGAUGCUCGGACUGGUGACCUAUAAUCCCAUCCCAAAUUCCCCUUACAGAUGACCCUAGGAAGUAAUUCAGCAUGUGAAUUGUAUGAACUGUAGUCCAAUAGUCAUGUAUCUGCAAAUGGAUCAGUUUUAUUAACUGUUCUCAACUGAUCAAGUCUCCUUUGUUUUUUUCUUGCAUUAUUUUUGAAGACUCCUAAAAAUGUAUGGUUAAUAUUCCAUCACUCAAUUAUACAUCUAUAACAUUUGUAAAUUUUAACUUUUUCAUAACACAUUCGUGAGUUUUCUUUC
Sorghum bicolor (sorghum) is the source of this 1437-nucleotide messenger RNA. RefSeq lists its product as uncharacterized. The record is from RefSeq and is a predicted model, not a curated record. NCBI's taxonomy places the organism in Eukaryota, Viridiplantae, Streptophyta, Magnoliopsida, Poales, Poaceae. The transcript has 4 exons. The coding region runs from base 22 to 549 and encodes 175 amino acids.